Molecule: messenger RNA, 4654 nt
Organism: Scomber scombrus (Atlantic mackerel)
Lineage: Eukaryota; Metazoa; Chordata; Actinopteri; Scombriformes; Scombridae
Product: thromboxane A2 receptor-like
Exons: 3
Coding region: 301-1422 (373 amino acids)
Biological process (GO): adenylate cyclase-activating G protein-coupled receptor signaling pathway; positive regulation of cytosolic calcium ion concentration; positive regulation of vasoconstriction
Cellular component (GO): plasma membrane
Molecular function (GO): thromboxane A2 receptor activity
Source: RefSeq, a predicted model, not a curated record
AAAAGGAGUGGAAUUUCGGGGGUUACGGCAAGACUUUUUUUUUGUCCAUCAGAGAGGACUUGGUGACAUUCCUUCCGUCUUCCUGUGAUUAUUGUAGGUGUUAUCAUCAUUAUUAUUACAAGAGCAGAGAUGGUUUGGACUGAGGAGUACAAACAUUCCAGUUGAGAGUUAACUUGGACCUUGAAAGUUCUGCAAUGGUUAAGGAUUGAGGUUGAAGACAGACAUGAAAUUCCUCACACUGGUAUUGUCUUUCCAUCUUUGAGUGAGCUGAAAUCAAAGACCCCACACCAGCUGGCCACCAUGAAUGCUUCUUUCCCACCACCCACCAACAACACCCCACUCUGCUACUCCAUCAACAGCCCUCCAUUCAAUUACACACCUACCCUUGCCUCAAUCCACUACUCAUCCAUUUUCAGCACCUUGGGUCUCACCUCCAACCUCAUCGCCUUCAUAGUUCUUGUCAAGUCUUUUCGGCGGGCACGUUCAGGUUCACGAUCCUUUUUCCUUAUCUUCCUUGGUGGCCUGGUGAUCACUGACUUCAUGGGUCUUCUGGUCACCGGCUGCAUUGUGGUCUCCUUCUAUGUCACAAACUUUAAUUGGCGCCAGUUAGACCCAAACUGCCAUUUCUGCAACUUCAUGGGCAUGUCCAUGGUGUUCUACGGACUGUGCCCACUGCUGCUGGGUGCUACCAUGGCUGUGGAGCGCUUCAUUGGCAUCAACCUUCCAUUUGUACGCUCUUGCAGCAAAACUAAGGGCCGGUCAGUUUCCAUGGUGCUGAUGGUGUGGUUGUUUGCUGGAUGCAUUGCUUUGCUGCCCCUAAUGGGUGUUGGGAGCUACCACAUGCAGAUGCCCGGCUCCUGGUGUUUUUUCAACAUCAGCUAUGAGGGAAAUGACAAGUUCUUCUCCCUGAUCUUCUCACUGGUUGGGUUGACGAGCAUUGCUGUGUCAUUUUUAUUGAACACGGUGAGCGUGGUGACCCUGAUCAAGGUGUGCUGUGGACCAGCCAGGACCCAGCGUCGCCGAGAUCAUGAAGUGGAGAUGAUGGUGCAACUUAUCCUGAUCAUGGUCAUUGCUUCUAUCUGCUGGUGCCCCCUCUUGGUCUUCAUUGCAAAAACUGUGCUGUCCAGAGAUCGGGUCCAGAUCAGACUCCUGCUGCUAGGGAUACGCUUCGCAACCUGGAACCAGAUCCUGGACCCCUGGGUAUACAUCCUGUGUCGCAGGGCAGUUCUCCAGAGAAUCUACCCCCGCCUUAACUGGUCCAGGGGCUCCAUCAUGACCUUGUACCCAUCUUUCAGUGACACCGUUCGCAGGUUCACACGCUCUUCACUUGGGAGCACCCUGGGCUCAGAUGAAACCGCAGAGACUGAGAAAACAGAUGUAACAUCCCCAUCUACCUUGAAAUCACCUCCUUCUUCUCCAUAAUUGGUUAGAUUUGAGAUUUGAGUUGAGACUGAGUGAUGCCAUUGAGGUUUUCUGUAUGUGUUCCACUCUCUGACUUUUCCUGAUGACUGUGACUGGGAUAAGCAGCAAGAUUGCACCUAAAAUCUGAAAGAAUAAAACACUGUUAUGCUAUUGAAUACAACUGAAAUGUUUUUUCAGUAUUAACGACAACACUUUGUCAAGCACUGUCUGAUUGGACACUUACCAGGAACAAACAUAUAGUCUCUUAAUAAAAACACUUCGGAUUAGGGCUCAAAAAUGUAUGAAUGUAUUUGGGAAGUUUAUUAUUCAAGUAAAGAAUGAGAACAAGAAAUCAAAAUCCUAUUAUUACCAUUUGUUUGAGUAGCUGAUGGAAGAACAAAGUGGGCUCAACAGGACAAGAGGUCUUUAAGGGAUAGGAACUGAAACAGCCUGCAGAGGUUGAACUCAGGGCUGUGUAAAGGGCCAUUACAAGAUAAAUAAUAGUUUUUUUUUUACUGUAAAUAAUGCAAAGAUAUCCCUGUAGAACCCCAUAGUAAAAAUAUAGACCUGGAAAUGUUAUGUCCUCGUUAAAGCUAUCUACAUAAUUGUACUUUUAGCUUGUAUUACUUUAUCAAGUGUUUUUAUGAUAUUAUAGUUUAAAACAUCUUAUUACAGUGGAUAGGGGCAUUCUGUGGUAAUUCAGGAGAUUUAUUAAGCACAUACACACUUUGCUUAUAUUUAAUAGUUGUCAGUCUCAACAGUUACUGUUGAGGUUUUGUUACCUUUGUGAAAGUAUUUAAGAGAAACUUGGUGGAUGGCCUUAAAUGUUGAUGAUAACAGUGAAACACUGGAUACCAAGAGCAUCACUUAAAUGUUGCUUGAAUUUUCCUGUACAAUUGCCAAUUUGAGAACUUGUUCUAUGUGUUAAAUAUUUUAAUGAUACAUGCAAAUCAAACCAAACCUUCAAGACCAAAAAAUUAUCAGUUAUUAACUUUUUUCAGAAUCUCUAAAAGGGAGCUUUAAAAGAGACCUCUGUUUCAAUUUGCAUGCUUAUCUGGAAAAUAAAGUGAAUGCCAAUGAGAAUGUGAUUGUUGAAUAUCGGCACAGACCAUGAAAAUGCAAUGUUUUUAUUGUCAGUAGAGAAAUAGGACCAAAAAAGUUAGAUGAACAAUUAUUUGAGAUGUAUCAUUUUGCAUUGCAGGUGUUUGUAUUGGUAGCGAAAGAUGGUAGCGAAAGAUAUGAGAAAAAAAACCAAUCCCUUACAUUAGCUGUUCAAUAUUACUGAGAUAAACGUCAGUCAUUUGAGUGAGAAAGUGUAAUUGUUGUCUACUGAGGGCUACAUUGCCUGCUAUCUUUAACAGUAUUAUAAAUAUAUUGCAUUAUUAUAGUAAUAUGUUACUCAUUUCAUUAGUAUUUUACUGAUCUCUCACUGUAUCACUCGCUGGUGUAUUGUGGCUAUCCUAAUUUCAAACCCUCCCACUGAGCAUUUACUUCAUGUAGCAUAUUUUCUCACUUACUACUAUUAUGCUGAAAUCAGAUUACACAAUAUUUUUGUCUUUCAUGAUGGUCACCAUGUCAGAUGCAGCAAUCACAGUACCAUAAAUUAUUGCUGUUUAUUGGUCGAGAGACUGGCAACACUACAGGCAUGGCCCCAACUAAUCAUAAUUCACACCUUAGUGAGUUCAUAGAACAUCAAGAAGAAGGGUCAACAAAUUGUCAGUCAUGGCUACAGAAGCGCUGUGUGUGAUGUGCUCCAAAAAGGAAAAGAAAAGAAAAACAAAAUUAUUGUGGACCCGUUCCUGGAUGUCACAAAGACAAAUGGAUUCAAAGAGAACUUGGGGUAAUGAAUGUGUUAACAUGUCAGGAACAUUACAUAAAUCUUCCAGGUUCACUGUAUGUAAACAGAAGGUCUCAUGGAAGAAAACAUGAUUGGGUUUUGGUAGCUGUAUACUCUGGUAAAUGAAAACACAAAGAUAUAUUUUAAAAUCAGGUGGUUUCAUAAUCAUCAUAACCUAAGUGUUUUAUGGAGCACAUAUGUAAACACGACACAAAAAGUCAAAUCAGAGAUGCUGAGAGACUAAAUGCAGCUCUGCUGGACAGUUUUGACUUUCUUUGUCGGUGUUUAUAGAAGUGUUCCAGAGAGCUCUCAGUCAUCCUAUUGUUCAAUACAAAGAAACACAAUGUAGAAAAUGUUAAAAUAGGCAGGAAAAUACUAAUUCUGACAUGCUAAGAGUUUUUGUUAGGGUAUCAUUGGGUGUCCCAAUGAUUACUUUCCCUUGAUUAUGGCACACUACAUGUUUCAUCGUUUCUGACGUUCAUAAUUGGGCCUGGCGGUGGAAAUUUGUCAGUAAUGACAAAAUUCUGUCAAAAUCGGGUUGAAUUUGUGUAGUCGGAUCCCAGCGUUUUAUUUGCUUAUAUCUAGGAUUUCUACAUUGGAAGUAAAUGGAAAUUAUUUUGUGCUGCUAAAACAGAUUUUAAGUGAUACGUGAAAAAAACUAAAACAUGUCUUUAAGUGAGAAAAUAGUAAGAAAGGUUAAGUGUAAGGGUGAGUGCAAAAAUAUACUUGUUGUGUAGCUUUGCAAUGUACAUGAACUGAUCCUUUAACAACAGGCUUACUGUUGUCUUGUUCGUCUUUGAAUCAAGUGAAUUAUCAGCAAAGCUAAAAAUGUAUUGAAAUCCGAUAUUUCCACCUGGAAAUAGUAAUAGUGUUUGGAUGUGUUUGCCUACCUUGGUUUGGAGGAUAUUACUUGUGUGAAUAUUUCUUAGAUACAGAUUUUCUCAGCAGGAAGGAGGAUUCAAAAGAGUUGCACUUGUUCAAAGUGCAGUCAAUAUAAGUGUUGCUAACAAACAAGACAGACACAGGAUAUUAUGGCUAAAUAGUACAUUUCAAUCAGCAAUAAAUCAGCUUCCCCCUCUCAUAUCUCUUGUCUUUUCUCUGGGCCUCAGUCCAGUAAUAGUAAAACUGUAGUAAUUUUUGCCUCCAGAAGAUGUCUACCUCUCAGAGGUGUUUAACUAAAAUUUCAAGUCGCUAUCAGCUUAGAGAAUGUUUAUUAUAACAGUGAAGAGGAAGUUUGCAUGGGUGUGUAGUUGCUGCAUAAUUCAAAUCCAGUCUAAUCAUUUGUUCAGUGUUACCACAACAAAUUUAGCUAAAUAUUAACUGUGAAAAUGAAGUGUAAAUGUUGAUGCCUUUGACAAAAAUGUCAUGUUAUUGUAAAUAAAAGCUCAGUAAAAUGCUGAAAAUCACUGAUGAGCG